Messenger RNA from Etheostoma spectabile (orangethroat darter), 640 nucleotides. Its product is annotated as major histocompatibility complex class I-related gene protein-like. The record is from RefSeq and is a predicted model, not a curated record. The coding region runs from base 117 to 494 and encodes 125 amino acids. Lineage: Eukaryota; Metazoa; Chordata; Actinopteri; Perciformes; Percidae. The transcript is spliced from 5 exons.
UCUCUCUCUCUCUCUCUCUCUCUCUCUCUGCAGAGCGUCCCUCAGUGUCUCUCCUCCAGAAGUCUCCGUCCUCUCCAGUCAGCUGCCACGCUACAGGUUUCUACCCUGACAGAGCCAUGAUGUUCUGGAGGAAAGAUGGAGAGGAGCUUCAUGAGGACGUGGACCUCGGAGAGAUCCUCCCCAACCACGAUGGAUCCUUCCAGAUGAGUGUAGACCUGGACCUUUCAUCAGUCCCAGCUGAAGACUGGAGGAGGUACGACUGUGUGUUUCAUCUCUCUGGUGUGGAGGACGACAUCGUCACCAAACUGGACAAAGCAGAGAUCAGGACCAACAAAGAGAAUCCUUCAGACAGGACCAUUCCCAUCACUGCUGCAGUGGCUGUUCUUGCUGUCGUCCUCGCCGCUGCCGCUGGAUUCAUUUUUUACAAAAGAACGAAAGUCAAACUCCCUCUACAACCUCCAUCAGCCUAUCACAUUCUUGCUGUCAAUAUUUAAAUGUUCUCCUCUUAGUUGCUUUCGCCGUGAAUCGUCUCCUCCCCGUUCACCUCAGUUCAUCAUUUCCAUCAUUCAUAUGUGUCUAUAAGACAUGUCAGUAUGGAUCAUUGUCAUUUAAAAAAUACAGAUGUCAGUGCUCAAACAGA